This is a messenger RNA of Gavia stellata (red-throated loon), 1590 nucleotides long. RefSeq names its product solute carrier family 1 member 4 (gene SLC1A4). Gene Ontology annotation, molecular function: L-serine transmembrane transporter activity; L-aspartate transmembrane transporter activity; L-threonine transmembrane transporter activity. Gene Ontology annotation, biological process: L-glutamate transmembrane transport; L-serine transport. The record is from RefSeq and is a predicted model, not a curated record. NCBI's taxonomy places the organism in Eukaryota, Metazoa, Chordata, Aves, Gaviiformes, Gaviidae. Gene Ontology annotation, cellular component: plasma membrane. The transcript is spliced from 8 exons. The coding region runs from base 1 to 1590 and encodes 529 amino acids.
AUGGAGGCGGCGGAUGAGGAGAAGGCGGGCGACGGCCGCAACGGGCACGCGGAGGGCCCGCCGGCGGCGGCGCGGGGCGGCGGGGGGCGGCUGCGGGGCUGCCGGGGCUUCCUGCGGCGCAACGCGCUGGUGCUGCUGACGGUGUCGGGGGUGGUGGCCGGCGUGGCGCUGGGCACCGCCGUGCGCGGAGCGGCGCUGAGCCCGGCGCAGGUGGCCUACCUGGCCUUCCCGGGGGAGCUGCUGCUGCGGAUGCUGCGGAUGGUGAUCCUGCCGCUGGUGGUCUGCAGCCUGGUGUCGGGAGCCGCCAGCCUGGACACCCGCUCGCUCGGCCGCCUGGGAGGCAUCGCCGUCGCCUAUUUCCUCGGCACCACGCUGCUGGCCUCCGGCCUCGCCGUCGCCCUCGGCUUCAUCGUCCGCCCCGGCGCCGGCGCCUCCGCCCUCAACGCCCCCGGGCUGGGGCUGCAGGGCGCCGUGCCCACCAGCAAGGAGACGGUGGACUCCUUCCUCGACCUCGUCAGAAACCUGUUUCCCGCAAAUCUUGUUGCUGCAGCUUUCCGAACGUACGCGACAGAAUAUAAGAUGCUGCUCAGAAACACUACCUCUGGAAAUGUCACAUGGGAAAAGAUCCCUGUCGGUACUGAGAUUGAAGGGAUGAAUAUCCUGGGACUGGUGCUGUUCGCUUUGGUUUUAGGAGUGGCGCUGAAGAAGCUUGGCCAGGAAGGGGAAGAUCUGAUUCGCUUCUUUAAUUCAUUCAAUGAGGCAACUAUGGUCUUGGUUUCCUGGAUUAUGUGGUAUGUACCUAUUGGCAUUAUGUUCCUUGUUGGGAGCAAGAUUGUGGAAAUGGAAGAUAUUGUGCUUCUGGUGACCAGUCUGGGAAAAUACAUCUUCGCCUCUAUUCUGGGCCACUUCAUCCAUGGAGGAAUCAUUCUGCCGCUUAUUUAUUUUGCAUCCACACGUCAAAAUCCAUAUCGUUUUCUCUUGGGACUUAUCACACCAUUUGCCACUGCUUUUGCCACUUGCUCCAGCUCAGCCACUCUCCCGUCGAUGAUCAAGUGUAUUGAGGAGAACAAUGGAGUCGACAAGAGGAUCAGCAGGUUUAUCCUUCCUAUCGGGGCGACUGUAAACAUGGAUGGAGCUGCUAUUUUUCAGUGCAUGGCAGCUGUGUUUAUUGCGCAGCUGAACAAUGUCGACCUCAACCCUGGGCAAAUCUUCACAAUUCUUGUGACAGCUACCGCAUCCAGCGUGGGCGCAGCCGGGGUCCCAGCCGGAGGAGUCCUCACCAUUGCUAUCAUCUUGGAGGCCAUUGGACUUCCAACCAACGAUCUCUCCUUGAUAUUAGCAGUGGACUGGAUUGUGGACCGAACCACCACAGUUGUGAAUGUGGAAGGGGAUGCCCUAGGAGCGGGCAUCCUUAAUUACCUGAAUGAAAAAGACAAGAAAGAUAAAGAGCAGGAGCUAAAGGAAGUCAACGUAGAAGCAGUUGCUAACAGCAAGUCUGAAGGGGAAACAUCGCCUUUGGUAACCCACAAAAACCAAGUCUCCAACACAACCAGUACAGCAGACCCUGAAUCUAAGGAAUCAGUAUUGUGA